UCUAAGACAAAUACCACAGACUGAGGGCAGGACUAAAGGAGCCGUGUCAGAGCCCACACCCCUAGCUCAACUCUAAGUCUACACAUGUUUGUGUGAAGGCCGGCAUGGACUUCCAGAGAAAUCCCUGUCAAAUUAAGAUAAGGGAUAUUGGGCAGUUUUGUGACAAUGGCACAAUAAAAUUGGAAAACGGAUCAAGAGAGUAGGUAUAAAUGUGGGUGGAAUCGGAGACAGUGCCAAUGGCAGUGACAGCUGAGCAGAACUUUGACCUGAGUUUCCUGAGCAGAGAGGAGACUCAGACUGUGCUGAGGGUGCUCGAGCGAGACAGGCAUCUGAAGAUGAUCGAGGCAGAGAGAGUGGGCCGGUUGUUCCCUGGGAGAGACACUAGGCUGGGAAUGAAGAACUCUGUGAGCUCUUCCCCUCAGCGAGCGCAGACCGUAUGGAGCACCAUGCUCCCAGUCUCACCAGUGCAGGCAAACCCACCACCUAUAAAGGCUUCACCCAGGCUGAACACACAGGCAAACCCACCACCUAUGAAGGCUUUACCCAGGCUGAACACACAGGCAAACACAGAAAGCCAAGCUGGCAGAGCUGGAGAUUCGUCAGGAGGAGUCGGGAAGCACCCGAGCCUACGCUCUCGUCUCUCCUCACUGCUCAGCAUCCCAUUUCUGCAGCGCAAAAGCAACAGCAGAGACGGGAACAUCAGCAGAGACGUGAACAUCAGCAGAGACGGGAACAUCAGCAGAGACGUGAACAUCAGCAGCGGUCAUAGAGACAUGGGCAGCAGCAGCAGAGGCACAGAUGCAAGCAGCAGCAGCAGCAUCAGCAGGCCUCAACAGGUUAACCGCCAUGGCAUUUCAAGUGAAGAGUCCCAAGCCAUCAGGAAACAGAGAGAGAUAACAGAGAGAGAUAAACAAACAGAAUCAUCUUUCCCAGGAACUCAUCUGAAAGCAGAGUCAUGCACAGAUCAGACACACAGAGAGAAACAUGACAGACAGAGUCCUGACAUUUCUAGACCUACCAAGUCAGCCUCAAGGCCAGCCAGUCUCCUCACAACAAGGCCAGCGUCACUGUCAGAGGGGACAAGCCCCUCGCCCUCUCCAGAGCAGGACAGACACACAGUGGGAAUCAGUAUCCCAAAUGAAGAUGGCCCACUUCCAAGUAAAGCUGAUGAAGAUGAAGAUGAAGACGAAGACUCACGGGAGGCCAGUCUGCCCAUCACUCCAGAUGACACCUCCUUGUGCUGUGUGCCCUUGACUUCUGACAGGGAAAUUAAAAAGGACGUUAACCAACCUAUUUCCGGAGUCUGA
Messenger RNA from Clupea harengus (Atlantic herring), 1307 nucleotides. RefSeq lists its product as uncharacterized. Gene Ontology annotation, molecular function: small GTPase binding. The transcript is spliced from 7 exons. Bases 210 to 1307 code for a protein of 365 amino acids. Gene Ontology annotation, biological process: intracellular protein transport. NCBI's taxonomy places the organism in Eukaryota, Metazoa, Chordata, Actinopteri, Clupeiformes, Clupeidae. The record is from RefSeq and is a predicted model, not a curated record.